AUGAAGCCCCAAAACGUCGUCGGUGCUGCCGGUACUGGUGCUCUCCUCAUGGCCGCAGGUGCCAUGGCUGACCAGCAGGUCUUCCAGCCCACCUCUCUUACUGCGCCCUUCAUCGAGCAGUUUAUCGAGUCUCUUCCCGAGUCUCGAUGGACCGUCUCCAAGGCUACCAAGCAGACCCCCGUCGGCGACGAGAUCUUCUCUUACGUCGGCCAGUGGGAGGUCGAGGAGCCAGAGAUCUUCCCCGGAAUCGAGGGUGACAAGGGUCUUGUCCUCAAGACCAAGGCUGCCCAUCACGCUAUCUCCACUCUCUUCCCCCAGCCCAUCGACCCCAAGGGCAAGCCCUUCGCCCUCCAGUACGAGGUCAAGCUCCAGAAGGGUCUCGAAUGUGGCGGUGCCUACAUCAAGCUCCUGACCGAGCACGAGGAAGGCGAGGGUCUCCGUGCCGGUGAAGACUACACCGACAAGACUCCCUUCACCAUCAUGUUUGGCCCCGACAAGUGCGGUUCCACCAACAAGGUGCACUUUAUCUUUAGGCACAAGAACCCUCUUACUGGCGAGUGGGAGGAGAAGCACUUGAAGAACCCCCCUUCGCCCAAGAUCUCCAAGACCACCAACCUCUACACUUUGAUCACCAACCCCGACCAGACUUUCGAGAUUCUCAUCAACGACGAGUCUGUCAAGAAGGGUUCUCUCUUGGAGGACUUUGACCCCUCAGUGAACCCUCCCAAGGAGAUUGACGACCCCGAGGACUUUAAGCCCGAGUCUUGGGUCGAGGAGGCCGAGAUUGACGACCUCACUGCUACCAAGCCUGCCGACUGGGACGAGGACGCCCCUUUGAUGGUUGUCGACACGGACGCUUCCAAGCCCGCCGAGUGGCUCGAGGACGAGCCCGAGUACAUUCCCGACCCUGAAGCCGAGAAGCCCGAGGAGUGGGAUGACGAGGAAGAUGGUGACUGGAUUCCUCCCCAGGUGCCCAACCCCGCCUGUCAAUCUGCCGCUGGCUGUGGCCCCUGGGUCGCUCCCAAGAUCCGAAACCCCGACUACAAGGGCAAGUGGACCAUCCCCAAGAUCGCCAACCCCGAGUACAAGGGUGUCUGGGCUCCCAAGAAGAUUGCCAACCCCGUCUACUUUGAGGACUCUCACCCUUCAGACUUUACCAAGCUUGCCGGUGUCGGUAUUGAGCUCUGGACUAUGACUGAGGACAUCCUUUUCGACAACCUUUACAUUGGUCACGACGUCGACCAGGCCAAGAAGUUUGCUGCGGAGACUUUCCACGUCAAGAAGCCUCUCGAGAAGGCCGCCGAGGGAUCCACCGAAGACGACGAUGACGAGCCCGAGACUCUCGUUGACCAGGUCAGGCUCAAGAUCUACGAAUUCAUCAACCUUGCUGGUUACGACGUCGUCGCCGCCGUCAAGCAGCUCCCCGAAGUCGCUGCCGGUCUCGCCGCCGCCGCCUUCACCCUCAUCGGCAUGCUCCUCGCCCUCUUUGGCCUCAUCGGUUCCGCGCCCACCAAGGUCAAGACCACCAGAGCCACCGUCAAGAAGACUGCUGGCGUCGUGCCAGCCCAGCCCAAGGAGGAGGAGAAGGAAGCUUUGGUGGAUGCUGGUGUGCCUGAGGAGGUUGCGGAGGGUAAGGAGGGGGUUAAGAAGAGGGUUAUUAGAAGUACCAAGGACUAA
Molecule: messenger RNA, 1677 nt
Organism: Cryptococcus wingfieldii CBS 7118
Lineage: Eukaryota; Fungi; Basidiomycota; Tremellomycetes; Tremellales; Cryptococcaceae
Product: calnexin
Exons: 7
Coding region: 1-1677 (558 amino acids)
Biological process (GO): protein folding
Cellular component (GO): endoplasmic reticulum membrane; endoplasmic reticulum
Molecular function (GO): calcium ion binding
Source: RefSeq, a predicted model, not a curated record